Brassicogethes aeneus is the source of this 404-nucleotide messenger RNA. NCBI's taxonomy places the organism in Eukaryota, Metazoa, Arthropoda, Insecta, Coleoptera, Nitidulidae. The record is from the annotation of a GenBank genome assembly.
AUGUUCACUUAUAGCACAAUAUUUGUUAACUGUUGUUAUAUCAAUAGCACACAACGCGGUCUUUACGUUUUCGUUGAUUUUGGCAUUCUGGUGGACAAUAUAGGUGCGAAUAUUUAUCGUAAAACGUCGGUAUUAGCAAUCGUAGCCGAUUGCAAAUGUCCAUUUGGUUGUUGUUUAAUUCCUUGCUUCAUGGAAAAAUGUAGGAAUGUGGACCACAUCUGCCCCAAUUGUCGAUCGUACCUGGGAACCUACAAGAGAUAAUCAUAUUAUUUAAAAAAAAUAAAAGCAUCACAAAUUAUAAUUUAAAAGAAUAAAUGCUGGCAAUAUUUACAUGUUAAUAUAAUUAUAAUAUUUUUUUCGAAAAAUAAGACAUUUUAUCCCUUUUUGUGAUUUGUUUAAGCCAG